AUAGUUGUUAAGAAAUAAGUGGUAACCCUAAAAUAUAUAAAUAGCUGCGAGUGCAAAAAAACUGAAUUUAUGGGAAUAAAAUAGAUAAGUAAUAGCUAAAUUGUGUAGAAAUCCGUGCUUGCCAGCACCGAAAAUACGCACAAUGUCCAAGUCAAGCGCAGCACGCUGGGUAAAAUUCUUCAAUGCGGCGGGUAUCCCAUCUCCUGCGGCCGCCGGCUAUGCCCACGUCUUCGUGGAGAACCGCAUCCAGGACGACAUGCUGUUGGAUCUUAACAAGGAGUAUCUCCGGGAAAUGGGCAUCACCUUGAUGGGUGAUAUAAUUGCCAUCCUGCGGCACUCAAAGACCGUCUGCGAACAGAAUGCCCGAGAUCAGGUUCUCACCACGGAUGUGGUUCAACCAGUUGCCCGUCCGGUAUCGCCAAAGCCCAAAACGCCGGUUGCAACUCCGAAAGCAAAGGUAUCUCCGCCUGCGAAACCGGCAAGGCGAGUGCUUCCGGAGCACGAGGGCAAGUACAAGGUGACACUGCCAUCGGGAACCACCGAGCGCAGCAAACAGAUCUUGGCCAAGCGGGAGAAGCUUUACUCCGAUCGCGUGAGCAGCUCCAAAAAGUCGGACUUAUUUUCGCGCCUGCAUGCCGACGACGAGGCCCAGGAGGGCAUUGUCUCCAGUUCCGGCGAGAGCAGCGUCCGCGUGCACAUCACCGGCGUAUCAAAGACAGCGGCCACCUCCAGCAAUAAUUCGGUCUUUGCCCGACUCGGUGGCAAGCAGGGCGCUCUUUCGGCGGAUUUCACUACGACCAGGGAAAUUAAAUCGAUACUUAAAAACACACAUCGUUCGGUAGGAGGAGGCGGAGGAGGUGUUACCAAGAACUCGCCCAUUGUGAAGGCCAAGAAGGUGGCCGCUGUGCCGCAGCAAAAGGUUAUGCUUGUUCACAAGGUGCCUCUUAAAAAAGGCGACGAUGACGACGACAGCAUGGACGAUCUCGGCAGCGACGAGGAGGACUACAUCUCUAGCGGUGAAGGGGAAGACUUCGAUAUGGGAGCCGGUGAAAAGAUUGUUAAGUUCGCCUCCACUGCGGAGGUUCGGGAAAUCGCUCCCGAAGCGGCCUACAAAAAUAGGCACGGCAAAAACUUUGCGAAUAACAUCAAAUCGAGGCUCGGAAUUGUAUCCAAACUUCAUGCCACCAAGAAGACCUACAACCUAAAGGCAUCGCCUGCAAAGAAGCCACAGGCUCGUCUCAGCCCUGUUAAGGGCAAGACCAUACGGAUGCGUAGCGACGAGCUGUUUACCCGACAGGACACGAUGCCCGUUCACAAAAGGCUGGGAAAUAACUCGACCUCCGCUCCUCUUAGAGCUCCACCAGCCCCUCCACAUCGACAGCAGCGUCCUGAGCCACAGAAGAAGAAAUAUGUUCCGCCUAGGCGCCAUAACAGCAUGAAUGCUGGUCAUAGCAAGCAGCGAGAUAAAUCUGGCUCUGUAUUUGACCGCCUGGGCUUCAAUAACUCAAUGUAAAAUAUAAGUAAUGUGUCCCUCAUAAAUUGUUUUAAGUUCAACGCCCCUAAUUAACUUUGCCAGUAAAUGUUUGAAUUCAAAUAGAAA
Molecule: messenger RNA, 1600 nt
Organism: Drosophila santomea
Lineage: Eukaryota; Metazoa; Arthropoda; Insecta; Diptera; Drosophilidae
Exons: 4
Coding region: 143-1513 (456 amino acids)
Cellular component (GO): nucleus
Molecular function (GO): protein binding
Source: RefSeq, a predicted model, not a curated record